AUGGCCGAGAUUACGACACUAGACGCCCUCCAGGCGCUGCACCGCGAGCUCUUGACGCUGAGCAGCGGUGCGGGCAGCAGCUCUGACAACUUGAGCAACGAGCUGCUGCUUGAAAUAUUCGAGAAGGAGUUGGGGAGACUAUGGGAGCGUCCGAAGAAGAGCGAAAAGAGCCGCAGCACGGUGAAGACCGGCAAGGUCUCUGUUGACGGCAACGAAUAUUCGGUCAACGACAAGUUCCAGCAGGAUGUGUUUGCGCUAUCGGACGAGAUCGACCUUGACGAGGUGGAAGCUGCCAGAUACCUUCUCGACUCCCAGGAUGAUGUCUCUGUGCUGGGGCGAUCGCUUCUCGAGUGUGCUGUCAUCCGAUUCCAUCAGCAGCGGAAAUACGCACUGGAUUCUUUCAGACUAUUCCUGGAGUUGAAUAACCAGGACUACGAGGGAGAAGAGCCGAGCGCGUUAGAGGCCAUCAAAGUUUACGUUGAGACCCGCCUACUGCGAAAAACUCAUGGUGGAUCAAAGCGCCUUGCUUCGACUUGUUUACAGACCAUGGUCGAAAUCAAGUCAUGGCUACAAAAGGUGGGAGAAAAAAUGACAGCUGCUCAGACUCUGGGCAACGUGCCCACAGAUGAUCUGCCCGAGGAGCUAGAAACCGUGGAAUUCUCUCGCGUGAGCCUGAUUCAGCAGCACGAAGCUUUGGGAGUCAUCUUGUGCGAGUGUGUGGACAAGAGGCAGGCCGAAACCGCCGAAUUUAUAGAAUUCAUCUCCGUGUUGAAGAAGUGGGAUAAGUACGAUACAUUACUAGUCCACCUCGUCCCAGCAAUCGGCGCCUACAUGUCUGUCUUUGCAUCAUCUGAGGGAGGCUAUGACUUGAGGCAAGGAAGAGAGCUCGACACAAAGAUUUUCCCGCCUUCGGAUGACUCAACUUGGCCUCUUCCCUUUCUACAUGCUACAGUUCGUGCCUGGUGGCUGGCAGAGUAUAGUGGAUGGUAUCUAGACGAUCCUCCCGAAUCUGCUAUCCCGCCAGGCACUGACCUUGAUGAAGAGGACCGUCAGAGGACAAAGCAGUUCUUAGACUCGUUAAAAGAUGGCGCGUUUGACUUCAUGCUCUCCGUGGCUGGAGAUAUUCGAUCUCCAGACUGGCACGACUCUGUUCGGGCUGGCAUGCGCAAAUGGCUGCAACGAAAAUCAUCACCAUUGGUUUCCGAGCGAACUCAAUUUUCCAACUUUUUCCAGCUGUGUUUGAUGUCGCAGCUGGAGGUUUUCGUUGAUGCUUUCAUAACCAAUCUACCUGAUGUUCUUCGAAAGCUCAGGGUGGAAGAAGAUGAGCAGCGCCAGCUCAGCCAGACACACGAACAAGACCUGGAUUUGGAGAGGUUCCUUUUAAUCAUCGCAUACGCUUAUGAGGGGCGACCUGAUGCCUCUGCAAACUUUUGGCAAGACCCAGACAGCAAUCUCGCUGGAUUCAUGCACUGGGCUUCCCGGAGAGCCUCAACGCCCUUAGUUGCAGCUUUUUGCGAGAUGCUCCAGGCUAUUUCCGUAAAUGACGAAUGUGCCACCGCAGCCCAUGAGUUCCUCCUGGAUGAAGGCCACCACUCGUCUGGCAAGAUGAGAAGGACUCAGUCCCUGACAUGGGCUCAGAUAUUCAAAGAGCUUGAUUUCUUUUCCGACAAGAUCAAGCAGAAGCCUACUCCAGCCCAGACAACUAGAUUUCGGGGCGGAAAGCCGGCUGCCGAUGUCAUAGAAACCGAGCCUGAGUCAUCCAUGAUGCUUGAAUGCUAUCUGCGCCUGAUAACGAAACUGGCGAGCGAGAGUGAGAUCACCAGACAGUUUUUGUUGUUGAACUCGGGCUACAAUCUUGUCGAUAUGCUGUACGAGUUGGCUAGCAGCCCUAUACCCUCUCAGCUGCGUGGCUGCGUCUUCCUGGCCUUGAAGUCUCUAGUUAGCCGCAAGAGUCUUCAGGAGAACCAUGCAAUGUGGAGAUGCCUGGAGAAUUGGGUAUCGGGGGGGUAUGUUGGUGCAACAACUGCCGGCACGAUACGGUCAUUGCAACCGGCGCCCCUGGUGUCAAUGGAUCGCAUUUUUGACGAGAUGAGCAACGGCUUUGAGGAUCCCGAGUCCUUCAUCAGGCUCUUGCUCGAACUGGUCACCCCUGCAAGCGAUUCCAACCCUCUGAACGACGGGCUGCCAUUUCCGGAGAACCUUGGUGCCAGCUCUCGGGCGCCUGGAAUUGAAAUCUAUAUCGAUUUUGUGAUUGGCCUUGUUUUUUCAUCAAAGAUCCAGGAUCUGCAAGACGUUCACCAAACGAGAGUGCUCAGACUCAGCUGCCUAGAGUUCAUACUUGCCUGCCUAACCACGUUCAACGAAGAUCUCCUGGUUUUGGCGAAUGAGACCAACAUUGCUAUCGACUCUUUAGUCUCGACGACGGAUUUGGCGACGUACGUCAGGAUGCAUCCGUUUGCGCGAGUGAUGGAGUGGAUGUUCAACGACAAAGUGAUGACGGCCCUCUUUAACACCAUUCACCAAAAGUCUGUCGAUAUCGGUAACGCGACUCCAGACUCACCGCUCAUCUUGGGUGUGCUGCGUGCGAUAGAGGUCAUAACAAAAGUUCUUGACCUUGAAACGACCUACCUCGAUCUUGUUCGUCCGCUAAUCAAAACCCAGUCUGGUUCACGUAGGCAACCUGUUGCGAAUGCUGCGUAUGCCUCAUUCCAGGAUGGGCUGGUGACGAGAUUGAAUCUUGUGGUAGAUUUGGGCAAAUACUGCGGCAUAGGUCACCCUGACUUGACUUUGGCCUGUCUCAAGUUGCUGGAGAAGAUGUCUUCAUCGUCUAAGAUCACAGCUGCUUGGUCUGGGACUAGUCGCCACGCCCAUAGAAACAAGGCCAUCGUUGCCAUGGAGGCAAAUGGAGAGCACGAAGGCAUAUCGCGAGCCUUCAUCGCCGAAGUAAUGACACCUCUGGAAGCGGGGAGCGGAGCGGAUUCCCCCCUCUACGUAACAAAGGUGUACAUCUUGGACUUUUUAUAUCAAUGUCUUCGAAUGACGCCAAAGGAGCCUACCAUUGCGCACUUGCUGCUAGGUUUUAAAUGCGGAUUGGAUUCGCUCUCGGUCGAAGUCAACAGCUCUUUUGCAUCCCGCACCUCACUGUUUCACAGUAUAUUGGGACUCCUGCUGGAGUCUCCCUCUAACGAUGCACUUGGUGGCAUGAGACAGUGGUUGAUUGGCAUCAAAUCUCGCGUGAUGCGGAUUUUAAAUAUCCUCUGGAGCUCACCACUGUCAUCCGCAAUUGUCGUCCGAGAGCUUCGAGAGAAUGAACUUCUCUUCCAUCUUCUUACUCGUGAGACGGUUAUCCAACCAGACUUGUCCUGGGAAGGCCAAACUGUUGGAAAUUCGCAGUUCCCAAUGACUGACGGAGCCGUGACGCUACUUGAGUUUCUGACUCUUCGAAGUAUGACGAUGGAAUACAUAGCCAUGGAACUUUGCAAAAUAGCACAGGGACGUAUGCCUGGUGUGAAGAGACGCAUAUUCGAUGCCCUCAACGGCCAGAUUGUUUCAGAGAGCAAUGAGACAAUACAAACUCCGACUGUAUUUGAUUUGUACGACUUCCUCCUACCAGACGGAUUUUGGGAGAUCCCGCCGCCGUCGAUUCAAUUCUACAAAGACCUGGAUCUCUCUGCAUGUCUGGAGCACGAUGCCGACGGCAACCAAGUAUACAACCUGGAGCGAGUUCGAGAGAUCCUUUUGCUAAAGAGAGGAGAAGCGCAGCAGAAUGCAGUCAUCGCGGCUAAUGACAUGGCGCUUAUCGAAAGAGAAGAGGUUAUGAUUAUGGAGUAUCUUAUUUCGUCUGACAGGCAAAAACAAAUUGCCUCACAAUGCCUCCGAGUCUUGCGGUCAUGGAUCAAGGUGUUGCUGGUCAUGGUUGAAUCUUGUGACUACAAAGGUGCAGCACAGACGUCAUUUUUCCUUCAAGCAUUGCAGGCUAUUCUGCCGAGUUUGGAAAUGUUCGCUUCAGAUCGUCCGGAGGAAGCUUUGGAGCUGGCCAAGCUGGCGAGGGUCUUGCUCUUCAAGCUUGAUCUCUCGCCUCUUUCAACUGAGGAUAAGAGUAAUGGAACCAUCGGCAAUCUGGUCAGCGACAAGUUGUAUCAGCUUUUCCAGACCUGCCUCCAGGCCAUUGGCAAGUGGGCAGGCUCUCCUCAGUUGAGGUCUGUCUAUUACGAGAUUUGCUACCGCUACCUGACGGGCAUGUCAGAAGAUGUCGGACCCCUGAGCGCCAGCCGUCCAAAGACGUUCAAGACUGUUCAGGUAUAUGGUGAGCGACUCAUCAACGUCGUUUGCGACGAUGCCUACUGCGGGGAGCCGGCAUGCCAGACGGCGGCCCUGAUCUUCCUGGGCGCUUUGGUCCACAUGGACAGCCAAGAGCGAGAGAGCUAUAUUGUCGAGACGCUUAACAAGCUGAAUUUUAUCGGUAUUCUCAUUGACUCUCUACGAAAUAUCAUGAAGGAGUGGCAUGAUGUCUUUGCUUCUAACAACACUGAUCAGCAAAACUUCCAAAAUGCCCGCCUCUCCAUCAUCCUCCAGCUGGCCCAGUCUCGCACCGGUGCCAAGUACAUCCUCCACGCCAACCUUUUCCGCACCUUGGAAAACUCUGGUCUCUUUGCCGCCGACCCUGAGCUGCAGAUCGACGCAGCAAACCCUCGCGCCCUGGAGCAGCACUACGACCUGCUUGCCAGAGUUGUCCGUAUCAUUGGCGCAGCCAUCCUCAGCCGCGGGAAUAACAACGUGGCGCAAGGACGCAAGUUCCUGACGGAUCACCGCAUGCUUGUCAGCCACGCUUUGAAGCGCAGCGCCGGCAUUGGCACCGGGAAUGAGGACCAUCGCCUAGAGGAGCGGAUUGAAGAACUCGCCGACGCGCUGGUGGUGGUCAUUGCUGCAACAAGCUUCUUGGAAUUUGAAAAUGAUAUCCUGCCAGAGCCCAAGCAGCUUGACCACCCGCUAUUUCAUUAG
Molecule: messenger RNA, 5001 nt
Organism: Trichoderma aggressivum f. europaeum
Lineage: Eukaryota; Fungi; Ascomycota; Sordariomycetes; Hypocreales; Hypocreaceae
Exons: 6
Coding region: 1-5001 (1666 amino acids)
Biological process (GO): nuclear pore organization
Cellular component (GO): nuclear pore inner ring; nuclear pore
Molecular function (GO): structural constituent of nuclear pore
Source: RefSeq, a predicted model, not a curated record